This is a messenger RNA of Limulus polyphemus (Atlantic horseshoe crab), 4142 nucleotides long. RefSeq names its product cellular tumor antigen p53-like. Bases 521 to 1627 code for a protein of 368 amino acids. Gene Ontology annotation, biological process: apoptotic process; protein tetramerization; regulation of transcription by RNA polymerase II. Gene Ontology annotation, molecular function: RNA polymerase II cis-regulatory region sequence-specific DNA binding; DNA-binding transcription factor activity, RNA polymerase II-specific. The transcript has 11 exons. Gene Ontology annotation, cellular component: nucleus. The record is from RefSeq and is a predicted model, not a curated record. Lineage: Eukaryota; Metazoa; Arthropoda; Merostomata; Xiphosura; Limulidae.
AAAAUUUACGUGUGCAAAAGGGUUGGUAUAGGUUUAGUUCCAACAAUAUUUGCGUAAUUCUUCAACAAAAGAUAUAUAUGUCGGAAACAUUAACGAACAGUUAGACUUAAAGAAAAGUGAAUCGUCUCGUUUAAAUUGUACGAAGGUCAAAAAUUUUUAUGUUGUUAUUUAUCGCAAUUUUCAUAGGAUAAACUGACAAAAAAAAACGGUAUCUUAUAAUAAAAAAAGGCAAGUCUUAGAUUCAGUGCAUGUUUUUUCCCACAAAAAUAUGUCUGCUAUAUAACGUUAUGAAAGCAUGUGCGUCACAGAAUAGUUUUUUUUUUUGUUGUUUAACUUGCACCUAUCAUUCCAAGCUGUUUACUUCUUCGAAUUAGGGAUUCCAAUUAACACAGUGAAACUGGAAAGUUAGUGGCAUGAGUUAGAUAUAAGUGAGGUAGGUAUCGGUGUUCAAAAUGCCUGAAUAAUGUUUUCAUUCAACUGAAAGAUAUACCUUGCAUGGAGAUUUAUUGCAUAAACAUAGAUGUGGAUCAUAGACAACCUGGUGACUGAUAAGAGAUAUGUAUCCCCAAGCUAUGAAACUAGUGUUGUUACUCCUUCAACAUCUACAUCAGACAUGACUUACACAGAAUAUUCGGUGGGUCAAUCUGAAUAUCCUGGAGUCAUUCCUAUUAAUCAACUAGCUGCCAUAAAACCAGACCAACUGAAACUAGCACAGGCCACAUGUGCUUUGCCUGCUACAAAUAACUGGCAAGGACAGUAUGGUUUUUCGUUAUCAUUUGGAGUCCAAGAGAAGCCAACCAAAACUACAGCUUGGACAUACUCUGAAAUGAAGGACAAGCUGUUUGUAAAUAUGGGUGCUGCCUGUCCUGUGAGAUUUCACACAAAGCACCUCCCACCCCCAGGCACCAUUCUCCGUGCUAUGGCUGUGUUCACCAAACCAGAAUAUGUUACAGAAGUGGUUAAACGAUGUCUGACUCAUUCCAGUAGAAAUGAAGCAUCCAAUGAAAAUCACCCAGCUCCUGAGCAUUUAAUCCGAUGUGAAAGCUCUCAGGCUUACUAUCUUGUUGAUCCUACAACAGGAAGACAUUCAGUGGUUGUGCCUUAUGAAAAUCCACAAGUGGGAAUGUCCUUUAUUGUGUACCUCUUCAGAUUCAUGUGUUUAGGAAGCUGUGUAGGAGGUCUAAAUCGUCGUCCAAUACAAAUUGUAUUUACUCUAGAAAAUGAUCGUGGUUUGUGUCUUGGACGUCGAGCACUAGAAAUAAGAAUUUGUGCUUGUCCUGGGCGGGAUCGCAGAAAUGAAGAAAAUCUUUUGGAAAAACAGCAUGAACCACAGCAAGGAACAGUGGAUAGUGUCAAACGUACAGUUGUCAGGUUAUCUCAAGAACUUUGGAACAAUACUCCACUUCCAAAAAAAGUAAAAACAAGCAGCGAUGAUGAUAAAAUCUUUACUUUGGAGGUCAGAGGACGCAAAAACUAUGAAUACCUAUGUAUAAUGAGAGAUGCACUAGAGAAACAAAGAUACCUGACAAGUGAGCAACUCAGAGCCUACCAGCAUGACAAGGAGCUGCACUUCAGUAAACCCAAAAAGAAAGGAAAUAAGAAUUCUUCUGGAGAAGAAAGUGACUAAAGACUGAAAAGUUGGACAGACCUAGAUGCUUAAGGGAAAGAAUAAAGAGAAAAUCUAACUGCCUUUAAAGAGAGUUGGCUACCUGAUUACAAGAAGUAGCAAAUCGGGUAGUCUCGUCACAUCUGUACCAGUCGUUACUGAGAAACCAUUGUUUUUACGCGAAGCAUUGUUUGAGGUUUUUGGUAAUUAAGUUGAUAAAGAGAGAAAAAAAAAUAACACUCAUAGUUAAAAACCUAUGUGGAUUGUCUGGUUCAAGUUACAAAAACCAGUGUAACUGUGAGGUCUUGACAAACUCUUCAAAUGGGGAAUUGAAGUUUACUAUUAGUUUUUAAGAACAUUUAAAGAAACGAGAGAAAUUUUACAUUUCUACUGCCGUAUGGUUAGAUAAUAAUGUAAUAUCACCUUGUAGCUUGUGUUCUGAAGUUAUUAAGAAUUACUAUGUUAUCAGAGCAAUGGAAAUGUGACAUCUUCUUUUACACAAUGUUGUUUUGAUACAAGUUACCUAGAGCCAGUAAUUAACAUUUAUUGUGACACAAAAUAAUACAAGCUCUGAUAAUAAUAUGUUAGGAGAUGAUCAUAAACCAUAAUUACUUUCAUAUUGCUCUAAUUUAGAUGUUCUAACUUUCCAUUGAAUAUUAUACUAUAUUUCAAGGCAGAACUAUUAUUUAUAUUAUACCAAAAGGAUUUUUGGAGUGGGGAUUAAAAUAUGCAUUUAAAACUACAUUUUUUUUCUAUGGAUUUUACGUUAUUCUACAUGAAUGUUCAGAAUCAAGGAAUUUUCAAACUUGGACAAACUUCAUCUGGCUUAACAUAGGUUUAGGUAUUAGUAACUAGUCAGGGAGACUGUCUUUCAAAAUUGCAACUUAUAAUAAACCAAGGUUGUCAUUCAUUUUUUUCAAAAUAAAAUUGAUUACUCUUCCUUUUUCUUAGCACCUUUUCCUCCUUUUUUAUUUUUAUUCUUUUUGGAAAUCCAUCAAAAGAAGCCUUAAGUUAUAUAGUUUCCCAGAUCCAUCACAGCAUAGCUCUCACAACAAUCAUUAGUUGAUAAAUAUAACACAUAACAUCUGUUACAGUAACAUAUAAUUAUCAAGGUACAUAUACAAACGCACACUACUUAAAACAGCUCAUAAUCAACCUUGUUCAGUCAUAAUGCAUCCCAUGCAACAACAUUUAUUGUUUAGCUUAAUGCUGAAAGCUGGUGAAACAACACGACCAACACUCACAUUAAAAAUCAUGCAAGACUGCAGAUCUAUCGUGUUUUUUUUUCUAUAUUCUUCAAGUUUAGUCUAUUAUGGAUUUAAAGUCAGAAGUGUGGUAAAAAUAAUUAUAGUAUAAGCAGCUGUCGAAAUUCAAUGCAAUAUUGCCUUUAUAAUAACCUUUUCAAAACAGAAUACAGUUCAACAGAUGUUAUUAGUUCCCAUAACAACAAAAACAUGAUUAACCAAACAUUCCCCAAGUGGUACAGCAGACUUAUAAUGCUAGAAACCAGGUUUCGAUACCCAUGGUGGGCAGAGCACAGAUAGUCCAUUGUGUGUAGCUUUGUGCUUAACUUCAAAUAACCAAACAUUAAAUGACUUGUACAGCAAUCUGCAGCUGAUUAAAUGCAACACAUGACAGUUUACAUCAUGAUAUAUAACGGAACAGACCCAAGUUAAUGUUAUCAGUUGUAAUUAUAUAUAUAUUCUGUAAUUAUCAGUGUUCUACCAUCUUGAGUUCAUAGUUGUUCGAAUUUCCUGUUUAGAUUAUUCAAAAUUCGUACUAGUUUGUAGUGAGAACAUUGUGAAAUAUAAUUUUUGAAGUUUAACUAUUAUUAUUAUGCUAACAGACUGCAAGUGUGUGUGAUAAUUAAAGGUUAAGAAAAAUCAUUCACACACAUUGUAAUAUUUUUAAGUUACACUUUAUGUAGUUAGGCUAGAUUCCUGUGUUAAAACUGAUUUUCUGCUGUUUUUUCUGGAACUAUACAAAAUGUUCGUAUGAAAAAAUCCUCCUACAUGUAGUUACUAAAGCAUUGAUUAUCUAGCAGUUAGAGUUUUGUUCUUAAUAAGUGGGUCAUUAAGAAAGAUAUCUUAUCAUGACCAAAUAAAUAACUUAAUGUUACCAAUUAAAUGAACCAUAAUGUCUCAUGCAGUACACUAUAUAUAUAUUGAAAAUUAGUUUUUAAGUUUCUGAAAGAUUGCUGUGCUUGCAUUUUAAAGAGCUUAAGGAAAAUUUACCAUUGUAUGUCUUAAAGGAACAGGUUUACUCAACUUCUUUAUUGACAUUGUUAGUUAAGUAGUUUUAUUGGCAAUUUAGAUGACAAGAAAUUUUCUUUCUAUUUUUUUUAUCUCCAUUUCACACUAUUUUAAAGCAUUGCAGCUUUCAAGUUGUACUGUAGUCCACGCCUUUCAACCUUGUGAUUUUUACAAGAUUCAUGGGACAAGCUAACCCAGCAAAUCAGUUGGUAGUUUUUUUUAUAGUAUGGACUUUUUAUGUGUUUAAAUUUGAAAUAAUAAAAAAAACAGUUUUAAAACCUAUC